AUGUCUCAGGCACAACAACGGCUCUCCCAGGUUGCCUCCCACUUCACCUCCGGGUCGAAGCCUGCUGGCGGCGUGGCCGCGCUCACGGAGAAGCACCCUGACGACAUCGUCGUCACUUGCGCUCUCCGAACGCCCAUCACCAAGGGUGGAAAAGGUGGCUUCAAGGACACCGCUGCCGCCGAUCUGCUGGCGGGCGUCUUCAAGGGCCUCAUCGAGCGCAGCGGGAUCGACCCCAAACUCGUCGGGGACAUUGCCGUCGGCUCUGUCCUGCCCCCCGGUGGUGGUGCGACGGAGUUCCGGGCUGCGGCCCUGGUGGCCGGUUUCCCCGAAACGACGGCCGUCAAGAGCUUGAACCGGCAAUGCUCUAGCGGUCUGCAGGCGAUUGUCGACAUUGCCAACGAGAUCAGGGCGGGCGUGAUUGACAUUGGUGUUGGUGCUGGUGUCGAGAGCAUGAGCCUGCAGUACGGACCCGGCGCAGUCACCGAGUUCUCGGAACUGCUGGAGAGCCACAUGGAAGCGGCCAACUGCAAGGUGCCCAUGGGCGUCCUCUCCGAGCAGAUGGCCAAGGACCGCAACAUCACCCGUGCCGAGCAAGACGCGUUCGCCGCCUCGUCCUACCAGAAGGCGGUCAAGGCCCAGAAGGCCGGUCUCUUUGACGAGGAGAUCUACCCGCUGCAGGUCAAGUGGACGGACCCCAAGACCAACGAGGAGAAGACCAUCACCGUCAAGGCGGACGACGGGAUCCGGGAGGGCGUCACGCCCGAGUCGCUGAGCAAGAUCAAGCCGUCCUUCGCCAAGGACGGCACGAUCCACGCGGGCAACGCGUCGCAGGUGUCGGACGGGGCGGCGGCGGUGCUGCUGAUGAAGCGCUCGACGGCGGAGCGGCUGGGCCAGAAGAUCAUCGGCAAGUACGUGACGGCGAGCGUGGUGGGGGUCAAGCCGCUGCUCAUGGGCAUCGGGCCAUGGAAGGCGAUCCCCGUGGCGCUGGAGAAAGCGGGCAUCAGCAAAGAGGACGUGGACAUCUACGAGAUCAACGAGGCGUUUGCGUCGCAGUGCGUGUGGUGCGUCAAGGAGCUAGGCAUCCCGUUCGAAAAGGUCAACCCCAAGGGCGGCGCCAUCGCCUUUGGCCACCCGCUGGGCUGCACGGGGUCGCGGCAGGUCAGCACGCUGCUGACGGAGCUGAGGCGGACGAACAAGAAGAUUGGCGUGACGAGCAUGUGUGUCGGGACGGGGAUGGGUAUGGCAGCCGUGUGGGUUGCUGAGUGA
Messenger RNA from Rasamsonia emersonii CBS 393.64, 1266 nucleotides. RefSeq names its product Acetyl-CoA C-acyltransferase. Bases 1 to 1266 code for a protein of 421 amino acids. Gene Ontology annotation, cellular component: peroxisome. Gene Ontology annotation, molecular function: acetyl-CoA C-acyltransferase activity. Lineage: Eukaryota; Fungi; Ascomycota; Eurotiomycetes; Eurotiales; Trichocomaceae. Gene Ontology annotation, biological process: fatty acid beta-oxidation; phenylacetate catabolic process. The transcript is spliced from 3 exons. The record is from RefSeq and is a predicted model, not a curated record.